AGAGACGCGUGCUUUCCUUCUCACUAUCCAAGGUCGCUCGCCGGGUGGAAGAGACAGAUAUCGGGCGAGCAGAAGCAGACCUCGUGUGCCACGGUGUCUUGCAUGUCUCAGUGAGCCAGGGAUCAAGGUUAAAAGAAAAUGGAUCAGGCAAGGUCAACGAUUUCUAAAAUAUUUAAUGGAGAGCCUCACUCCUACACACGCUUCAACCUGACUCAGAACAUGGAGGGCGAUAACAGUCAAGUGGAGAUGAAGCUAUCCUCUGACAUGGAUGAGGAGGUGGGGGGCAACGGCACUGCAGAGCACCUCAAUCACAACUCCCGAAGCAAGCCCUACGUGACCCAGAGGAACGGGCGCACACCCAGGAACCUCUGCUUCAUGGUUGUUGCUAUUCUCCUCAUUUUUAUCAUUGGGUAUCUAAUUGGCUUCUUGGUUCAUCGUAAGAAGGACAUGGCUCCUGCCUGCACUAACACCUUUAGCCCAAAAAAAGACCCUGUUGUUAUGGAACGAGGAGCUGCUCCUGUCAUGAACUGGGAUAGUGUUAAGAAGCUGUAUGCUGAAAAGCUCAAGAUGUCAAACUUUGAUUCUACCUUCAACACGUUUGCAAGUAGCAGCCAUCGGGCAGGUACUCCAGGUGAUGAUGAUCUUGGUAACAAAGUUAUCAGAAGAUUCAAAGAAUACGGGAUGGCCACGUGGACUGAUGAGCAUUUUGUCAAAGUCCAGGAUCUUUCAGGAACAAACAAAGUGACUUUCAAUGGUGAAAGUGUAGAUUUGAAAGGAUUCCUCUCUUACAGUGCUCCUGGGACAGCAACGGGUGCUGUCUUGUACGCCCAUUAUGGGAGAGAAGGUGACUUCAGCAUGCUCCGUUACCAAAACAUCCCCAUGUCUGGCCGUGUCGUGUUAGUUAGAGCUGGUUUGAUUAGUUUUGCUGAAAAGGUAGCCAACGCUGCCAAAGUGAAUGCUACUGCUGUUCUGAUCUACGCAGACCAGUCUGAUUACAGUUUUCUGGGCUCCGCUGAGAUUUUUGGCCAUGUUCACUUGGGCUCUGGUGAUCCCUACACCCCAGGCUUCCCCUCAUUUAAUCACACACAGUUCCCACCCAUUGAAUCCUCUGGACUGCCGAAAAUUCUGGCACAGACUAUUACUCCUGAAUUGGCUACGAAAAUUUUAAAGCAACUGCAGGGUCCGAAAAUUCCAACACAAUGGGGGUUCAUGGGAAGUGGCAAGCUGGGAGGGGAGUCUGAUUUAAUCACAGUGGAAGUCAACAAUAUGUUAACUGAGAAAAAAAUCACAAACGUUUUCGGAGUGAUCAAAGGCUUUGUUGAUGCAGACCGCUAUGUUGUAAUUGGUGCUCAACGAGAUGCCUGGGGUCCAGGUUUUGCCAAAGCAACUGUUGGCACCAGUGUUCUUCUUGAAAUGGCUCGCGCAAUCUCGGAAAUGCAAAACAGUGGAUUUAAACCCAGAAGAAGUAUUGUUUUUGCCAGUUGGAGUGCUGGGGAAUAUGGGAACGUUGGUGCUACAGAGUGGCUAGAGGGUUAUCUGUCCUCCCUCAAUAUGAAAGCCUUCACAUAUGUGGACCUCAAUGGAGUUGUUACAGGUCAAAGUGGACUUAAGAUUUCUGCUAGUCCCUUGCUGUACACGUUGAUCCUGAGUGCCCUGAAAGAGGUGAAUGCACCAACAAGAGGCGCGCCAUCCCUUUUAGCACAGUAUGGGAGAGACAAUUUAGACUCUUUAUUGGAGGCAAUGAAUAUGGACAGUGCUGCAUAUCCUUUUCUUGCUUUUUCAGGGAUCCCAGCUAUGUCAUUUAGAUUCACCUCAGAAUAUAUGAACUAUCCAUAUUUCGGCACGGAGUUAGACACUCAGCAAAAACUCCAGGCCACAACCUCCGGCCAGGUGACCCAGUUUGCUGAAGUAGCUGCUCGCUUCGCAGGUCAUAUCACUUUGAGGCUGGUACAUGAUCAUCUCCUACAGCUCGACCUUCAGAAAUACACUCGCAUUAUCCGCUACAAUGUUUUCAAAAUCAAUGGGAAAGUGGCUGAGGUUCAAAAGUUGCGGCCCCAGGUUCUGCCUAAAGCUCUCACGAUGCAGUGGCUCAUGUCUGCAUCUGGCUCCUACAGCCGAGCCUCAGCCAACCUGGCAACCGACAUCCAGAAGAGUGACCUGGAGGACGUGGAAAUGUGCCGUAUGAUCAACGACCGCAUCAUGGCUGUGGAGAGAAACCUGCUGUCACCCUAUGUGUCUCCCAGAGAUAACCCUUUCCGUCACAUUCUCAUGGGCUCGGGUCCUCAAACACUGGGUGCGCUCAUAGACCAUUUAGACGCCAUCAAAAAUGACCGUCCUGAAGCGGAUGCAGACGUUUUCCGCAACCAGUUUGCCCUGGCCACCUGGACCAUUCAGGGCUGUGCAAACUCCAUUGCAGGAGACAUUUGGGCUUUGGAUAACGAAAUUUAAAUCCCUAUAGCUAAUUUGGCUUUUAUUUUCAAACAGGUGGCAAUUUCACACAAAAAACAGUGAAGUGUUACUGCAAGCAUGAUUAAAUUAUGAAUUACAGUUUCUGCCACCUGGAUAUGUAGAUGUCCACAUAAGUCUUUAACAAUUGAAACAUCUGUUACUGGAUGACUGACAACCUCCAAGUUGUAAAGCAAUCUAUUUUAGUUUGCUUUAUAAAUUAGAAUUACACUAAAUACUUGAAUUUCUUUUACCUACCCGUGUUCAUGUACAAGUUGUAAACAUUGCCAGCUUAGAUCACUCACUCAAGAAAAGUGACUCAUAUCAUCUAUGCAUGUUUAGAACAAAAAUCAAAAAGAACUAAUUCCUCUGCUGCUGGAGCCUCAUGUUCAAACAAUGGUAGGUUGAAAUGGCAGCUUUAACUUUAUACGAUGUCAUAAAAUUACUCCUUUUCAUUACUCUGAUGAUUUUUAGAACAUUUUUAUAAUCCAUCUAUUGAAUAUCAUUGGCUUUCAAAAUGGCACUGAAACUAAAAUAUUCCUAUUUAUAUUUUGAUAUUUAUUUAUCAGUGGCAGGGUUCACUAUAAAUAUUUGUAUUGCCUUUUAUAAAUCUAUAUAUAUAGUAAUUAUCGGGAGCAGUGCCUUCCAUAAUUAUGACAGUUAUACUGUCGAAACAACAAAAGCAGCAUCUGCUAAUCCUGAGUGUUCAUGACCAAUCCCUGUAAUGUUAUCGUCCGGUUGGUCUCCGCAUCACUGCAUCUUGAACACUUCACUGACCGCAUUAUCGGGAGCAGCGUCUCCCAUAAUGAUCAAAGAAGGUAGUUUUUGCCUACCAGUGUGUUUUUAUAUCGGAGGCAGUGCCCUCCAUAUUUCACUGUAGGGGUGGAUUGUUUUUUUUAUUAUCGGGAACAGUGUUUCUCAUAAUUUGUAUAUAAUGAUUGUACUUGAUGCUUAUGUCUACUGUAGAGACCACAGACCUCUUGCUAUAAAUGCUGCAUGUAAUAGAGAAGGUUACAAACAGCUCUUGUUCAAGCUUGUCUUGUUCAGUUAUAGGUUUCUAAGGUGGUCACUCACCUGUUGUGUUUCUUUGGAUUUAUUAUUAAUAUAAGUCAUACUUGUUACCAGUUUAGCGCUGAUGUGGUCACAGGGAUGUGGUCUUCUGUUAUCUUGAAAAUCUUUUUUUUUUUCAUUUAUUUUGAGUGCAAGUUUUUUCUUACUUUGGACUGGUGCCUUGGUCUUUAAUAGCGAUUGACCGAUAUGUUUUUUUUCAUGGCUGAUUCCGAUACAGAUUGUUUAGAAUCCAGAGAAAUCUGUCCAAUAAGCCCUCCUGAUAUUUGUUCGCUCAUAUAUAUGGCAGAUUUUUUAUUAUUUUGUGUCAAAUUAUGUCAUUUAAAUUGACUACAAAUUCACCAUAGCCCCUUUUUACCACAAACAUAUUAGAGAAUUGUGUAAAGCUUGAUGUGUAUUCUUUAGGCAGCUUAUCAGCGAAAACAGAAACUGCAUCUGUUGGAGAUUUAAAGCCAAUAGCCAGUACACUAAAAGGUGCAGAUAUCGACCAGCCAGUAUCGGUCUGUCUCUCUUUAACAGAGACAUUUUCUUUUGUUAUGCUCUUAUCUUUCAUUUAUUAAACUAGUUAUUGACUAAAACUUGGAUACACUUAACUGAGAAAUCCAAUCAAACUAAAAUACAAAUCUGGACUUUAAUGUUACAAUGUAUUUACAAAGCUCUGCACAGUGUGGCAGUAUGGAAAAGAAUUUUGUUCAAUUGCAUUUGACCUCAAACUGUACGUACACAGGUUUGUUUUGCUCUGAUGCAAUAAAUUACUUAACAACACAAA
Boleophthalmus pectinirostris (great blue-spotted mudskipper) is the source of this 4282-nucleotide messenger RNA. It is a transcript of the gene tfr1a, whose product is annotated as transferrin receptor 1a. The transcript is spliced from 18 exons. The coding region runs from base 139 to 2448 and encodes 769 amino acids. The record is from RefSeq and is a predicted model, not a curated record. Gene Ontology annotation, biological process: iron ion transport; intracellular iron ion homeostasis. NCBI's taxonomy places the organism in Eukaryota, Metazoa, Chordata, Actinopteri, Gobiiformes, Gobiidae. Gene Ontology annotation, cellular component: external side of plasma membrane.